This is a messenger RNA of Saccharomyces kudriavzevii IFO 1802, 1047 nucleotides long. RefSeq names its product 3-keto-steroid reductase (gene ERG27). NCBI's taxonomy places the organism in Eukaryota, Fungi, Ascomycota, Saccharomycetes, Saccharomycetales, Saccharomycetaceae. The transcript has a single exon. The record is from RefSeq and is a predicted model, not a curated record. Bases 1 to 1047 code for a protein of 348 amino acids. Gene Ontology annotation, cellular component: mitochondrial outer membrane; endoplasmic reticulum membrane; lipid droplet. Gene Ontology annotation, biological process: ergosterol biosynthetic process. Gene Ontology annotation, molecular function: 3-beta-hydroxysteroid 3-dehydrogenase (NADP+) activity.
AUGAACAGGAAAGUAGCUAUCGUGACGGGUACCAAUAGUAACCUCGGUCUGAACACUGUGUUCCGUCUUAUUGAGACCGAGGAUUCCAAUGUAAGGUUGACCGUUGUGGUCACCUCGAGGACUCUUCCUCGAGUGCAAGAGGUCAUCGUCCAGAUAAAAGACUUCUACAAUAACAAAUCUAAACGGGUGGGCGACUUGGAAAUAGAUUUUGAUUAUCUUUUGGUGGAUUUCACCAACAUGAUAAGCGUCUUGAACGCUUACUAUGACAUCAAUAACAAGUACGAUGCGAUAAACUACCUCUUCGUCAAUGCGGCGCAAGGUAUUUUCGACGGUAUCGACUGGUUUGGAGCGGUCAAGGAAGUCCUGACCAGUCCACUGGAUGCAGUGACGAAUCCAACGUACAAGAUACAGUUGGUGGGUGUGAAGUCUAAAGAUGACAUGGGUCUUAUUUUCCAGGCCAACGUGUUUGGUCCGUAUUACUUCAUCAGCAAGAUCCUGCCUCAAUUGUCCAAGGGGAAGGCGUAUAUCGUUUGGGUUUCGAGUAUAAUGUCCGAUCCCAAAUAUCUUUCGUUGAACGAUAUCGAACUACUGAAGUCAGACGCCUCUUACGAAGGUUCCAAGCGUUUAGUCGAUCUGCUGCACUUGGCCACUUACAAGGACCUGAAGAAAUUGGGUAUAAACCAGUAUGUGGUUCAGCCUGGUAUCUUUACAAGCCAUUCUUUUUCCAAGUAUUUGAAUUUUUUUACCUAUUUCGGUAUGCUCUUCUUGUUCUAUCUCGCCAGAUGGCUGGGAUCUCCAUGGCAUAACAUUGAUGGCUAUAAGGCUGCCAAUGCCUCCGUGUAUGUAACGAGGUUGGCCAACCCAAAUUUUGAAAAGCAAGACGUCAAAUAUGGUUCUGCCACUUCUAGGGAUGGUAUGCCAUACAUCAAGACACUGCCAAUAGACCCUACGGGAGCGUCUGAUGUUUUUGCCUAUAUACAGAAGAAGAAACUGGAAUGGGACGAGAAACUGAAAGACCAAAUUGUUGAAACUAGAGUCCCUGUUUAA